AUGCAGUUCACCACCGCCGCCCUUGCCUUCGCUGGCUUCAUGGCAGUUGCUCUUGCAGCAGUCGUCCAGGAGGCUGCUGACCUUCCCCACCCUCUCGUCCCUUUCCAGUACAAGGGUACUCUGGGUGGCCAUGACGUCCAGCUUAAUGGCACCGUCGAGGAGAUCUACGCCCAGAUGAAAGUUCUGCACCCGGAGUUCGAUGCUGAGCAUGCCAUCCAGAAUGGUACUAAUGCUUCGGCCAUCACCCCCCAAAACGUUAAUUCCAAGAGCAACUAUAUCUGCAAGCCUGUUCCCGGCCACAAAGACUGGGAUUAUGCCAACGGUGAUCGAAUCGCUGAGGGCAUCAGAUACCUUAAGGGAAUUGAUAUCUGUGACGUUGGCCCCCAGACAUGCGUCCGCAUCAGCUGUUCUUGGAGCGCCGGUAUUUUCCUUUGCAAUGAUAACGACCACGCCAUCUUCCCCAAGUGCAACUACAUUGCCAGCUAUGCCCAGGACUUGAUCGGCAAAUGUAGUGUCUUUCCUGUUUUCAACGGUUUCUACACCUGCGGACAGAAGUUUGAUACCGAUCGGUACAAUGUCAUCGUCCGUAGCACCAGCUGCUAA
Molecule: messenger RNA, 603 nt
Organism: Venustampulla echinocandica
Lineage: Eukaryota; Fungi; Ascomycota; Leotiomycetes; Helotiales; Pleuroascaceae
Exons: 3
Coding region: 1-603 (200 amino acids)
Source: RefSeq, a predicted model, not a curated record